UUGGUAAUGGCGGAGCAAAAACAAGUCAUGUCCCCCCCGGUGGCUUUUUCUUUUCUGCCAGAACGAGUGCCCCUAACCCAAGCUUCUUUUGAUAUCGCCACUCCACCUCAUGUUGCUCACUCCUGUUAUUCGUGCUUCUCUUUACAAACGUACCGCAGCCUUCCAUACAGUUUCAAUAACAUUAGCUGAACGUGAAGGCUUGUUUGGUAAAUUCAACCCCUGGGCCAAAAAGCCCGCAUCAACACCGGAAGCUGCCACGGCCCCUAGCAAUACCGAAAGCAUUGACCCUGUUACUUUUGACGUUAAAUACCACGAUGACCAAGAGAUCGUAUCUUGGAAGAAUGCGGAUAUUAUGACCGACCCUGAAUCUAUUCAUUCGACAGUGCGUACGAUUGUGCUCGAACACAACAAGAAUGCAACGGAUGCUGACUGGAAAUCAUUGAGCUUAAAGGAUUUGGAUGUUAAAUACAAGAUCGUGAAAGAGAGCAUGAAGCAAAUCGGCAAGGAAGUGCCGAAUCUCGAACUCAAUAACAUGCAAACGGUUGAGGAUAUGCUGGCAUUCUUCCAACGUCCUGAAGAUAAAGUGGCGACAUCGUCGAUUGAAGCCUUCUUCCAAGACAACGCAGAUACGUUACCGAGCAACCUUACCUUUGCGCCACGAGAGAAGACUAGAUUAUAGACGGGAAAGAAAGAACUUUUCUUAAUAACGGAUAGAGUGUGAUAGCCUUUAAAUGUUUUCUUUCUCCCUGAUUCCAUUACUUUGGGUUGUAUUGACAUCCAAGUGAAGGAAUUGUACACUUGAUUUGUAUUUUGUUUAUAAAAUAAGCUA
This is a messenger RNA of Radiomyces spectabilis, 829 nucleotides long. RefSeq lists its product as uncharacterized. Gene Ontology annotation, cellular component: mitochondrial large ribosomal subunit; mitochondrion. The transcript is spliced from 3 exons. The coding region runs from base 110 to 679 and encodes 189 amino acids. NCBI's taxonomy places the organism in Eukaryota, Fungi, Mucoromycota, Mucoromycetes, Mucorales, Radiomycetaceae. The record is from RefSeq and is a predicted model, not a curated record.